Molecule: messenger RNA, 5872 nt
Organism: Tupaia belangeri chinensis (Chinese tree shrew)
Lineage: Eukaryota; Metazoa; Chordata; Mammalia; Scandentia; Tupaiidae
Gene: CNTN5
Product: contactin 5
Exons: 23
Coding region: 1-3270 (1089 amino acids)
Biological process (GO): cell-cell adhesion; brain development; axon guidance
Cellular component (GO): plasma membrane; axon
Molecular function (GO): cell-cell adhesion mediator activity
Source: RefSeq, a predicted model, not a curated record
AUGACGUAUGACUUACAGCCUUACUAUUCCACAGCCCAUCCUGGUCUCCCUACUUCCUAUGCUGCUUUGCUAAGAAUUAAGAAGAGUUCAGCCUCAUCUGUCUUUGGUGCGAAGAGCAGACCACGGUACAGCAAUCCUUCCUUAGGAACGCUGAGUGUUUCUUCACCUGGCUGGCGAGGGGCCGCUCAGCACUAUUAUUCCCCUGUCAAUCUUUAUCAUUCCUCAGAUGCCUUCAAACAAGAUGAAAGUGUGGACUAUGGGCCAGUGUUUGUACAAGAACCAGAUGAUAUCAUUUUUCCAACUGAUUCUGAUGAAAAGAAGAUAGCACUGAAUUGUGAAGUUCUUAGCAACCCAGCUCCCACUUACAGAUGGCUUCGAAAUGGAACAGAAAUAGAUCUGGAAAGUGAUUAUCGCUACAGUUUGAUAGACGGCACUUUCAUUAUAAGCAACCCAAGCGAAGCAAAGGAUUCUGGCCAUUAUCAAUGUUUAGCAACCAACACUUUUGGAAGUAUUCUUAGUAGAGAAGCUACACUUCAGUUUGCCUAUCUGGGAAAUUUUAGCGGCCGGACAAGAAGUGCAGUCUCUGUGAGGGAAGGCCAGGGGGUGGUUCUGCUUUGCUCUCCUCCGCCUCAUUCACCAGAGAUCAUCUACAGCUGGGUAUUUAACGAGUUCCCAUCCUUUGUGGCGGAAGACAGCCGGCGGUUCAUUUCCCAGGAGACAGGCAACCUUUAUAUUUCGAAAGUCCAGACAUCAGAUGUUGGCAGCUAUAUCUGUUUGGUGAAAAACACAGUGACAAACGCUCGCGUGCUUAGUCCUCCAACGCCACUCACUCUCCGUAACGACGGUGUGAUGGGAGAAUAUGAGCCGAAAAUUGAGGUCCAUUUUCCUUUCACUGUUACAGCUGCUAAGGGAACGACUGUUAAGAUGGAGUGCUUUGCACUUGGCAACCCUGUUCCAACGAUCACGUGGAUGAAGGUUAAUGGUUACAUUCCUAGUAAGGCACGCCUGCGGAAAUCUCAGGCGGUGCUGGAAAUACCGAACGUGCAGCUGGAUGAUGCAGGCACAUAUGAGUGCAGAGCUGAAAACGCACGUGGGAAAAAUUCCUUUCGUGGACAAUUACAAGUAUACACCUACCCACAUUGGAUGGAAAAACUGAAUGAUACUCAGUUAGAUAGCGGUAGCCCUCUCCGAUGGGAGUGUAAGGCCACUGGGAAACCCAGGCCCACAUAUCGCUGGUUGAAGAACGGAGUACCCUUCAUGCUUCAGAGUAGGGUUGAGAUGGUUAAUGGAGUAUUGAUGAUCCACAGUGUGAAUCAAUCAGAUGCUGGAAUGUAUCAGUGUUUGGCUGAAAAUAAAUAUGGAGCCAUUUAUGCUAGUGCUGAGCUGAAGAUUCUAGCUUCAGCUCCUACUUUUGUACUGAAUCAGCUGAAGAAAACAAUAAUUGUUACCAAAGGCCAAGAAGUCGUCAUAGAAUGUAAACCUCAAGGCUCUCCUAAACCAACCAUCUCUUGGAAGAAGGGGGACAAAGCAGUUAGAGAGAACAAAAGAAUAGCUAUUCUUCCAGACGGAAGUCUACGGAUCCUAAAUGCUUCUAAAUCAGAUGAGGGAAAGUACGUUUGCCAAGGGGAAAAUGUCUUUGGCUCUGCUGAAAUUAUAGCGUCGGUGUCUGUGAAAGAACCUACAAGGAUAGAACUUACUCCUAAAAAAACAGAGUUAACAGUGGGAGAGAGCAUCGUCCUUAACUGCAAAGCAAUUCAUGACGCUAGUUUGGAUGUCACUUUCUACUGGACAUUGAAAGGACAACCUAUUGAUUUUGAGAAAGAUGGUGGACACUUUGAAAGCAUCAGGGCCCAAGCAUCCUCUGCAGAUUUAAUGAUCAGGAACAUCCUUCUGAUGCAUGCUGGGAGAUAUGGCUGCAGGGUACAGACCACAGCAGACAGUGUGUCAGAUGAGGCAGAACUUCUUGUUAGGGGUCCCCCAGGCCCACCUGGAAUAGUGAUUGUUGAGGAGAUCACUGAAAGCACAGCCACUCUCUCCUGGAGUCCUGCAGCAGACAACCACAGCCCGAUCUCCUCCUACAACCUGCAGGCUCGCAGCCCAUUCUCCCUGGGCUGGCAAACAGUCAAAACAGUCCCAGAAGUCAUAACAGGAGACAUGGAGUCAGCCAUGGCGGUGGACCUAAAUCCUUGGGUGGAAUACGAAUUUCGAGUGGUUGCCACCAACCCAAUCGGGACUGGAGAUCCCAGCACUCCGUCACGCCUGAUCCGCACCAAUGAAGCAGUCCCAAAGACAGCACCCACCAACGUGAGUGGAAGAAGCGGAAGGAGGCACGAAUUAGUCAUUGCCUGGGAGCCAGUAUCUGAAGAGUUUCAGAAUGGGGAAGGCUUUGGCUAUAUUGUGGCUUUUAGACCCAAUGGAACACGUGGUUGGAAGGAAAAAAUGGUGACAUCCUCUGAAGCUUCCAAAUUCAUUUAUCGAGAUGAAAGUGUCCCUCCUCUUACUCCCUUUGAAGUGAAGGUUGGCGUUUACAACAACAAAGGAGAUGGGCCUUUUAGUCAAAUUGUGGUCAUCUGUUCAGCAGAAGGAGAACCCAGUGCUGCUCCCACGGAUGUCAGGGCUACGAGUGUGUCUAUGUCAGAGAUUCUUGUUGCAUGGAAACAUAUUAAAGAGAGCCUCGGAAGACCACAGGGAUUUGAGAUUGGUUACUGGAAAGACAUGGAACAAGAAGAUGCAGCAGAAACAGUCAAAACUCGGGGGAAUGAGUCAUCUGUCAUCCUGACAGGAUUAGAAGGAAAUACGUUAUAUCAUUUCACAGUGAGGGCUUACAAUGGUGCUGGAUAUGGGCCACCUAGCAGUGAAGUGAGUGCAACCACCAAGAAAUCCCCCCCUAGCCAAGCACCUAGCAACCUCAGAUGGGAGCAGCAAGGCUCUCAGGUUUCCCUAGGUUGGGAACCCGUCAGACCACUGGCCAAUGAAUCUGAAGUCAUGGGUUACAAGGUUUUUUAUAGGCAAGAGGGUCAUGGCAACAGUCAAAUUAUUGAAACACAGAAACCUCAAGCAAUAGUACCACUCCCUGAUCCUGGAGUCUACAUUAUUGAAGUUCGAGCAUACAGUGAAGGUGGGGAUGGGACAGCCAGUUCCCAAAUCAGGGUACCAUCAUAUUCAGGUGGGAAAAUCACAAGUGCUCAGUCAACGCUCCACACUCUCUCUACAUCUUCAUCCUCACUAACUUUGCUCUUGGCAUUGGUGAUUCCUUCAACCUCCUGGUGAACACUGCUGAUGUCAUUGCUUGUCUUUGCUAUAGUUGAAUAACAGCAGUGACUAGCAUAUCAAUCUACGUGAUGACCCAGGAUCCUGGAUGAGCUUUAAGACCUUGGAACUACACACGGUGCACUUACAGGAAGUUAGGGGGAAUAUUACUUAUCAUCAGGUUUCUCUUUGGUUUUUGUAAAUGGAGAGGACAGUUCUUGGUCCAAUAAAAAAUAUGCAGAUUGUAUGUAAUGAAUUUUUGUAAGCAAAGGUAAUUUCUGUCAAAUGUAUUCUUUACUUUUUUUAAUAUGUUGGAAUUUGAUUUUCUAUCUGAUGACUCUGAGUGUGUGCCAUCCAUUUGUUAAGCAAGUGGUCUCUAGCAGGUCUGUUUCAUAAACAAAUACAAAACUGAGAAUGAAAAUUUUGCCUAACACCAAGUCCAGUGUUUUUCAUUUUCCCUCCGGUUGACUAUUCCAAUUGCCAAACCAGCAGGAGAUAUGAAAAAUACUUAAGUUUUGUGGUCCAUUAUAGGAUAAGUACAUAAAAAUUUUCUAAAAAAAUAAAUAGUGUAUGAUUGCAUAGUGAAAUAGCGAGAUUUGUCAAUAUGCUAUUCUACAUGCACCCCUUAGAGCAAGUUAUUAGGGUAGGGAAUAAGCCAUUUACAUUAGUACAAGGCAAAUAGAAAGUGAGUCCAAAUGAACAGAAGUGCUAUUGUUUGUCAUCAAGUACUAUGUUAUCUAGCAGCAAAUAUGGUAAACGUUUAUUUUUAAUAACAAAAGAUUUUAAAGUUACCCAAAAAAUGAUUCACUAAAAUCUGCUGACUCUGACAUGAUGCCACAGGUGCUAACUUCAAAAUGAAAUGAAUAUGGUACAUAGAUUUUUCUAUUUCUCCACCUACUGCCAAAACAGAUGUUGAAGUAGGUCCAAGAGUUUCUUCUAAUUGCAAAUAACUUUAAGAACAGUGAAAAUUUGUUAUGCAAAUGAUUAUGCAUAGUCAGUGGAUUAAAAUGGUUUGAGCAUAACAAAUGCAUUUUGAUUUUUUAUAAAGUUCAUGCAUCACUUACCACUUGUAAAAUCUUACCAACUAGUUAAAUAAAGAGAAUCUCUCGGAUAAAUUGAUUUUUCUUUUAAAUUGAGCUGUGGAAACAUGGCAUCAGUAUGAAGGCUCAGCUAGCUAGUCUAGCCUGCCAUGCACUGCUUGAUUUUGUGGCUGGGGAGAUGUGGUUUCUAUCUGCACUCUGAGGAAUCAUCCUGAGCCUGUGUGAUCCUAGAUAGUUUAUGGAAAGCAGAGUGAACAGUUUCUACUUGAUAUUUUACAGAAAUUCCAGCAAACAUAGGAAUGUGCCAGAAUUAGCAUUACACCCAUGAAGAUGCCUGAAAGAACAGUUAUUGCAAAGUCAUUUGCGAGAACAGACCUGAAGAAAUGUAUUUAACAGGUGAUGUUAAUAUGAGAACUAAGAGUAGUUUUCUUUUCUAUAAUCUAAACCUGUUAAUUGUAUCUGUAUCUGUAAAUGACAGGCAAAAUGAUGCAAUGAUGAGCUCAAAUUGCUGGCUCUAAAGGUCAAUCCUUCUAGAAUCAGAGGACGCUGAGACUGGACUUUCUGUACUGAACGUCCUAAAAGAUUAGAUUCAGAGCCACAGUAUAACCAUAUAUGUCAGCUAAUGAUUCUCUUUGGGGGAAUUAUGUCUAAAACACCCUUAAACAAAUAAGAAGUGAUUUUGAAAACUAUCUUAGUCAAUGGAUCAUUGUCCACUAAAGAUAGUGGACAAUUAAGCCUGUGGAUAAAAAUAACCAAGUGACCUUCUUUGAAAGCCUCCUUUGGAGUAGGAGAAGCUGGACUUUGCAAAUAAAGGGAUUCUGUUUGGCCAGCAAAACAGGAGCUCUCCCAAGUAUGGUGUAACUUUCAAAAACAAAUUGUGCAUCUGAAAAAAUGCCAAAAGGACAUUAAUAAAAUUGUGAAUUAUUUUUAUAUAUUGAUAAGUUAAACCAUUUUCAUUUUCCCUGUCAUAUUAUAUUUAGUGAAAAACUUUAAGAAUCAAGUUACUACUAGCAAACUCUUCCAAAAAUUAAAGCCCAGUAAAAUAUAAUUUCAAUAUAUGGUAAAUUCAAAUUAACCAAUACUUCCAACUAGCUGAUGGAUGGUACAUAUCUGAUAUAUUAUUUACAUAGAGAAUGUCUGAUGUCAUAUUCUUAUGGGAAUCAGAGAUAUGUGAUGUUUUUACUCAACAUGCACAAAAUAUGUAUUUUGCAUCAUAAACCUACUUAAGAAAAACAAGUUUUCAAUGUUUAUGUACUUAUGUAUUACGUAUUUGUUACUUUGUAGAAAUCAAAACAGCAUUCUUUAUCAAGGGACAUUAUUUUUCAGCUGCAGUACUAACUGAGGUUUGGUUUUUUUUUUUUCUUGAAUGGGAUAGUAACCACACAGUCUUAUGUCACUAAAGAGACUGUAUUUUUGUAAGAUGUCAAUUGAACUAUGAAAACAGCACUCCUCCUAAUUAGAAAUUUCAUGAGAGCAAAUGUUUUGCAUACUCAAAUGAAGGUACUGUGGACCCCAUGUCAAACUGUUCAAUAUAUUGUAUACAAUAUGUAUAUAUACUAUAUAUAAGGUAUAUACCAUGUGGA